UGGAGCCGAAUAGCCAGAUGUGUUUUAACGAGUAAACGUAAAGUAGUACUGUAUAUGUAAACAAGAAACGGCAGUUGUUUAUCAGUUAACUACAGUCAUGGAAAAGCUUCUGCAAAUGUGUUUGCUGCUUUUAUCAAUUCAACUGAUUCAAUUUGCGUCGGAGAGCGAUGGAUGCUCAUGCAUGGUAACUCACCCGCAAGAAAUAAUAUGCCGAGAAAACUCAUACGUUGCUUUAGUUCGAGUUCAAAGUCAGAACAUCGUACGAGAAAAAAACGGAGGGCGGGGGAAACGCUCUUCAAAUCCCGACAACCUUAUUUCUGUUACCCGAACCCGUUUGGAAGAGAAUGAAAUAAGCGACAAAGAAUCAAAUCUAAUGGUUCCUACACCCCCUACACGUGAAGUUAUUAUACGGGAUGAGAGUAAAACCGGGCUAGAACAUCGGCGUUACAGAAUUAAAAUACACAAGAUUUUCAAGGGCUUCAAGGCUGGAACUGACAAAGAGAAGUUGUACUUAUAUUCAGCUAUGGACGAAGCUCUCUGUGGGGUGAAGUUAGCUAAUCGCAAAACGUAUUUGAUUAUCGGAACUGUUUCAAACGGACGAUUAACAGUAAGCUUGUGCGACCGCGUGAUCCCUUGGAAGACAUUGCCAAGAAUCGAACGAAGAAAUAUUAAGAAAAACAUGAAACUUGCGACAAGUUCUUGUGAAGUUGGCUGUAAAGUUACUUCGUGUCCAUGGGAAGACUGCCUUCCAAAGAGCCGUAAAGAGUGUACAUGGACUGGGGAAAUGGAAAGGGCGUACGGAGUUGGGUUUUACAGAGAGAAUGUCAUGUGUGUUGCUGACAGACGGGGAGACUGCAACUGGAACGUUGGGGCAAUUAAAAAGCAAAGUAAGAAGCAUAGAAGAAGACGACAUAACCACCAAGACGGGAGGAACGCACAUCAUUCUCUGCCCUAAUCGCUCAUUCCAUGCCCUAACUGGCUUUCAAUUUAAUAUUUUUGCAAAACACUUCGCGUUUUUUUGCGCAAAAAUAUGCCCGUAUUCUCACCAAAGCAACAAGCGUUAGUUCUGUAAAUACCUAUGCUAAUUAUCGAUCCUAUUUUAGCUUUUUUCUGUAUAACUUCGCUGUUGAUAUUAUUUUUGCCAGAACCUUGUACGUUUUUUACUUUUUCUUUAUACGUAUCUAAGAUUACGUAUAAAAAAACGCACCUUAAUUUUUAACGCAUCGAAUUUGAAAAAAGAAAAAAAAAAACAUUGACAUGGCUUUUUUUCUGAAUAUUAAUUAUAAACCAAGAUGUUAUUAUUCUUUCAUAUACGCUGGUCGUAAACCAAUAUUAUUUCGUUGCGUUAUAUUUAAUAAAUCGACAAGCAAUUCCGGGAUGAA
Molecule: messenger RNA, 1382 nt
Organism: Ciona intestinalis (vase tunicate)
Lineage: Eukaryota; Metazoa; Chordata; Ascidiacea; Phlebobranchia; Cionidae
Product: metalloproteinase inhibitor 3-like
Biological process (GO): negative regulation of membrane protein ectodomain proteolysis; negative regulation of endopeptidase activity
Cellular component (GO): extracellular matrix
Molecular function (GO): metalloendopeptidase inhibitor activity; protease binding
Source: RefSeq, a predicted model, not a curated record